AAAAGAGAAAACUCAAAACACUAGUAAAACCCUAGCCUACCGGAGAGAGCGCCGAGACCGAGAGGCCUGCUAGUCGGGGAGCCUGCCCGCGUGAGGUGGCUACAGCAGAGCUCUUCCGCCGCCAAAAAUGUUCUCGCCGGCGAUCAGGAAGCCCCUCCACCUCCACCGCAGGGACAAGGGGGGCGCGACCCCUUCACCUCCUCCGGCUCCCGUCCACUCCCCGUCACCUGGUGGAGCGGCCCUCUCCGACCGCCCCGCCACUGGCACCCCGGCCCCAUGGACCUCCUCCUCCCUCCUCGCUAGGAUUUCGACUUCGAAGCAAAUAGACAGGGCUGGCGAUUCGGACCAGAUCCAACCAGUGCGCGUAGCAGAGUUUCCCCAAGUCGUGAGGAAUGCACAAGACAACCUUAUACAGAAGAAUUUUUCUGGCAAGACCAUGCUUGCUGGUGGCAUUGACAAAGAAACAUCGCUUGCAUGGAUGAUAUGUGGAAAUGAGCUAUUUAUCUGGAGCUACUUGGCUUCUGUUGCAAAAGAUUGUCGUGUACUUGAGCUCCCAUCUUCCCUUAUGGGAACCAAAGAUGCAAGACCCCUCUGUGGGAAUCAGUGGAUGCUGUGCAUCAUUAGAUGUUGCAGUAGUGAUCCAUCAACAGGGAACAAUGGGGAUAUGUUGCACGGAAGAAGUUCGAUCGGUGUUAUCCUCUGCAACAGAAGAACACAAGCUAUUGCAUAUUGGCCUGAUAUCUAUGACAGUAGCAAGAGUCCAGCUCUUAGUUUAUUUGGCUACAGUGGGGCAUCUGCAAGUGAUGGUACAUCUGGAUGUCAUACGUUUAACUCACUCAUUGCAACUUCCAUUCCAGGACGCAUUCAGGAAUGUAUUGUGAUAGCUUCUGAACCGACAGGCACUUUAUGGCUGUUUCAGUGUUCACCAGUAGAAAUUCAUCGAAGAGAAGUUCAUCAGGAUACAUCAGAAGAUAAUGGUACAGAUCAUUCUCAGAAAAAUAAUGGUGGGAGAUCAUUGGCUUGGCUACCAUGUAAUGUAUCAUCCGAGGCUGAUGAGCAGAAGUUCUUUCUGUUGACUGGCCAUGGGAUACAAUGUUGGAGCAUCUCACUCUUGCAUGACAUCAAUGUAAAAAAAAUAGGGUCUCAGGAAAUUGUUGGCAGUGAUGGGGAGUUGGGCAUAAAAAAGGACAUAGCUGGGCAGAAGAACAUCUGGCUUUUGGACAUGCAGAUAGAUGAGCACGGAAAGGAAUUUAACAUUCUUUCUGCUACCUUCUGCAAAGAUAGGGUGAGUGGGUCGAACUAUACUCAGUAUUCUCUUCUGACAAUGCUGUACAAAUCUAACCAGAAGUUUUCAUCCCAAGAGAAUGUGGCCAAAUGUGAAAGGUUUUUGGAGAAAAAAGCUCCUUCUCAGGUGAUAAUUCCUAAAGCUAGAGUGGAGGAUGAAGAAUUUUUGUUCUCCAUGAGGCUAAAAACUGGUGGUAAACCUUCUGGCUCAGUGAUCAUCCUAUCAGGUGAUGGAACAGCAACAGUGGCCAUCUAUUGGAGAGGUUCCACCCGACUUUAUCAAUUUGAUCUUCCUUGGGAUGCUGGAAAGGUUUUGGAUGCUUCCAUUAUCCCAUCCGCUGAUGAUAGAGAUGAAGGAGCUUGGGUUGUUCUGACUGAAAAGGCAGGAGUCUGGGCAGUACCUGAAAAGGCUGUAUUAGUUGGUGGGGUUGAGCCUCCGGAGCGCAGCUUAUCACGAAAAGGUAGUUGUAAUGAAGCAAUCGCUGAAGAGAAAAGGAGAAGUCAGGCAUUCAGCGCCAGUGUUGUUCCCAGAAGAGUUAGCUCUGAGGCUUGGACUGCUGGAGAAAGGCAAAGGCCAUCAUUAACUGGCAUAGCUCAGCAGGUUGUGGUUGAUGAAGAGGCAGAAAUGUUACUCAAUCGUCUCUUUCAUGAUUUUAUUUUGUCUGGUGCAGCUCAUGAGGCACUUCAAAAGCUUAGAGCAUCAGGAGCAUUUGAGAAAGAGGGUGAGAUGAAUGUAUUUGUUCGGAUAAGCAAAUCCAUUGUAAACACAUUAUCUAAGCACUGGACAACAACUAGAGAAGCUGAAUUUCUUGCUUCGACUAUUGUUUCUUCCCUUGCUGAGAAGCAGCAAAAACAUGAGAAAUUCCUUCAAUUUCUUGUCUUGUCCAAGUGCCAUGAAGAACUAUCUUCAAAGCAAAGAGCUGCAAUGCUAAGUGUCAUGGAGCAUGGAGAAAAACUCUGUGGAGUGAUCCAGCUAAGAGAAUUACAAAAUGUGCUUAGCCAGCAGCGUUCAAGCACACAUUUAUCACCUCAGUCAAAAACCCAAACUACUGGGGCACUUUGGAACCUCAUCCAGUUGGUUGGUGAGAAAGCUCGACGAAACACUGUUCUGUUAAUGGAUCGUGAUAAUGCUGAAGUGUUCUACAGUAGAGUUUCUGACAUAGAGGAUCUAUUUUACUGUUUGUCUCAUCAACUUCAGUAUAUUAUAACCGGAGAAGAACACCCGUCUGUUCAGAUGCAGCGCGCACUUGAAUUAUCAAAUGCUUGUGUGACCUUAGGGCAAGCAGCAUUGCACUACAGAGAGGAGCACAAGGACUGGUAUCCUUCUCCUGAAGGACUGAUAACAUGGAACAGUCAGCCUGUUGUGCGGUCUGGAAUCUGGACCCUGGCAUCAUCUGUGAUGGAGCUUUUGAGAGAACCAGGAGCUGCAGGCAUGUCGAUGAAGUCCAAUCUAUGUUCUCAGCUGGAAGGACUUACAGAUAUGCUAUUGGAGGGAUAUAUAGGUCUGUUAACUGCAAAAUUUGAACGUGGGGAGGACCAUGGUGUGCUAGCCCAAGAGUACUGUGAACGGAGAGACAAACUUCUUGGAGCCCUUUAUGACCUUGCAAAACAAAUUGUAGAGGCAAAAUAUCAGGAGUCGAGAGAAGGUGAUGACAAUCUUGAUCUGAAAGAAUCUAUAUUUAGAGAGGUUACUUCUCCUAUUUUAGCAACAGCUAAACGGCAUGAAGGGUACCAAACGUUGUGGCAGAUUUGCUAUGAUAUCAGUGAUACUGUUCUCCUACGCAAUCUAAUGCAUGAUAGUGUAGGACCUCGCGGGGGAUUUGGUUUCUAUGUUUUUGAACAGCUGACCAAUAGCCGCCAAUAUGCUAAGUUGUUGAGGCUGGGAGAAGAAUUCCAGGAAAUGCUAGCUAGUUUUCUUAAAGACCGGACUGAUCUUCUGUGGCUUCAUGAGAUAUGCUUAAAUCAGUUCUCAGCUGCUUCAGAGACUCUUCGUACAUGUGCCUUGCUUUCGACUCCCAGGGAAAAUGCUGAUCUCACAAGUAAUAGAAAGCCGCUGUCAUUUGUUGAAAGAAGGCGUCUUCUAUAUCUCUCUAAAAUUGCUGCAACAGCAGGUAAGGAUGAAGAUUACGAAGUGAUAGUUGCAGGGAUAGAUGCUGAUAUCCGGAUUCUAAAACUGCAGGAAGAGAUUAUUCAACAUGAUCCAGAAUAUGCGCAGGGUAAAUAUACAAACAAGCUGCUUCGUCCAUCAGAGCUCAUUGAGAUGUGUCUGAAGAGAGGCCGAGACCUUUCUCUCAAAGCUUUUGAAGUAUUUGCUUGGACAAGCUCCUCGUUUCGAAGUUCCAACAGAGGCCUUCUAGAGGAUUGCUGGAUGAAUGCAGCCAACCAGGAUGACUGGCUCAAGCUUUCACAGUCAUCCACAUCACAAGGCUGGAGCGACGAAGUCACCCAAGAAUCUCUCCAUGGAACGGUCCUCUUCAACGCUUCCAGGCUAUGUUAUGGCCCAGACGCAGUUGUGCUUGGCGGUUCAUUUGAAGAGGUGCUGCCUUUGAGGAAAGAGGAUGUGCAUGCGAGAGGUCUGGAGGGCAAAUGCUUCUCAGUGGAGGAAGUGCUGAUGCAGCACGAUGUUUUCCCGGACGCCGGUAGAUUGAUGAUGACAGCAGUGGUAUUGGGCAAGGAGCUAUCUUUUGAUGUUCCAGCAGAUGAACCUGUGGAGAUGGACUCGUGAUAAUGUCGGAGAGGAAAAGUGUUGGGCAGACUCCCAAAUCAAUGUUCUUACUUUGACUUUGUGAUGAGCAUCCAAUAGUCUUAUAACUACAAUCAGAAUUAUUUUAGUGGAAUGGAACGUGGAGUGCAUGUUGUAUUUAGUGGCAAAACCAUUUGUAGAGACCGCAACAUUGCUAGCUCCUGCCUUAUUUUUAGGUCGAGCUCGGUUUUGAGAGUUGAAAUAGGCUGUUUUUCUCUUUGUCUCAGUAAAUAAGCUGAUGAUGUUAUGGAAUCGAUGCAUGAACUGGGGAUGCAAAAACCUCGCCGCGUUACUCUUUUUCUUCA
This is a messenger RNA of Brachypodium distachyon (stiff brome), 4332 nucleotides long. Its product is annotated as nuclear pore complex protein NUP133. Gene Ontology annotation, molecular function: structural constituent of nuclear pore; protein binding. Lineage: Eukaryota; Viridiplantae; Streptophyta; Magnoliopsida; Poales; Poaceae. Gene Ontology annotation, cellular component: nuclear pore outer ring. Gene Ontology annotation, biological process: poly(A)+ mRNA export from nucleus; protein import into nucleus; transcription-dependent tethering of RNA polymerase II gene DNA at nuclear periphery. The record is from RefSeq and is a predicted model, not a curated record. The transcript has 8 exons. The coding region runs from base 128 to 4009 and encodes 1293 amino acids.